Molecule: messenger RNA, 2148 nt
Organism: Sparassis crispa
Lineage: Eukaryota; Fungi; Basidiomycota; Agaricomycetes; Polyporales; Sparassidaceae
Exons: 2
Coding region: 1-2148 (715 amino acids)
Source: RefSeq, a predicted model, not a curated record
AUGACUCUCAGUCCUGUCAAUCUUCCGUUUGAAUUACCCAACGAAGACCGGCCGUCCAGGUUGCCUAGUCCUUCGGCAAACUCAGACGACGCAUAUUCUACUAUUAGUAGCAAGAAGUUCGGAUCUGUCCAUGAAGGCAGCGAACCAGACGCAUACACUGGUCAGGAAAUAUCAUCGGACGGCCUUGUUCCCGCUUCAAGUUCUCCAGUGUUCUCAUCUCCCACAACUGCUGUAACACCUCCGGACAAUGACUACGGUGGGGACAUCUCAAGCUACAGCUUCCGACCUGUCGUGAUCGAAGGUGAUGGCUCUGUGGGUUCACCUGGCGACUUCUUCUCUGCGGAUUCGGAUGAUGGACUCAACCCUUGCUUGAGAACGUCCGAAGCUUGCAGGGAGCAAACCAACUCCACUGUGUCUCCUUCUAGCUUCUCUGUGCACCGGGAAUAUAUCUCUGACGGCUCCAUCAAUGUUCAAAGUUCUGGAGACGUCGAUGGGUGCAAAUCCUUGGGCGACGAUAUGGCUAUGUGCUCUCCUUUACCAUCUCCAUCAGAACCCUCCUUCCUCUGUCGUGUCAAUGAUAUGCUACUCGCUGUACAGCAGGAGCGUCGGCAAGCUGAGUUCCGACAGCGCAUAGUCAAUCGUCCUAAUGAGACAGGCUCCGGUACCCAUGUCCAUACGCUCGCUACUAGUGCUUUGAACGGUCCUUCGUCGGAAACAAGUAUUCUUCUGGGCAAUCCAGACAAUCGGUCGGGUGAAACAUACGCUGUGUCUACGCUAUUUAGUCCUGUGCUACAUUCUACAUCCGUAAUGGCCUCUGGGACUUCUUCAUCAGCGAUUGUCUCUCGUUUGAUUUUCUCUGGCUCUACUUCGCAGUCUGGCUCUACGCAGUCCGUGUCUCGUCCCUGCUCUCUCAGUCAAUCUCAGCCUUACAACGCAAACUCUGAUCGCGACAAACCCAUCUCCGCAGACCAGAGCAGUAUGGACGCUACUGUUGAGCGCACAUAUACCCAUGCUCACGCUGGCGACCCCGAAGGAAGACACCUCAACGUGGACAGCCUAGCAUCUCCAGCAAAUCCUGGCGAGCAAAGGAAGAAUGAAGCCACGUCAACGGAGUCUCAGGCAAGCUCGCGACCCGUUCUUGGCCUCAAGCGUCAGUUAUCAACUCGUGGAGCCUCCACUGCAGGGGAAGUGAACGGCAGCCCACUCAACAAGCGCAAAUCAUGCGCAUAUACCCACUCCGAGGAAUCGGACCAGUGCCAAGUGGAACGCAGGCGCAAACGAGUCAGGCUGUCCAUGGAGUCCCGGUUUUUCAAGCGGAAGGAUAGCGGAGGCCUCAAAAGCAAACCUCGGCAAGAAGAGCCCAACGUGUCCAUGAAUCGUGCCUAUGCGAAAGUCCCUGCGAGUCUCAGACGGGCCGAGUCGCUCAUGUCGGAGGCGUCGAUGUACGCAGAAGAGAAGGAGAACCUUGAUCCGCGAGGACACGCCGACGAUGAAGCAGAAAUGUCAGACUCCACGCCCCACGAUGGUAGCAGUUCAUUCGCAAGUAGUAGGAAGUCGCCUAACCGCACCCUGAAAACUUUCUAUACUCCCGAGCACCACUAUAUUCCUACUGCUCCCGCUACACCCGCUACACCCGUCCAAACUCGGCGGGGCAUGCGAUCUACUCGCCAGCGUUCGCACAGUCGGACUGACGCCCUGGCAGCUGUGCCGAUUAUUGCGCCUCCUCCAUUCGAGAUGAUCCCGAGGGGGCCUAUUUCAGCGGAGGAUGCAGCCGAGCAGAGAAUCACAGUCAUGUUGGAGAAGGAGAGACAGCAACGGGAAGAGGAUCGUCUCGGAGCUAAGGGCCAGAGAACAUCCGAACCUCAGGCGGAUGAGAUAGUUAAAGAUGGGCACGAUGAAAGAAAUGGGGCGGAUGAACAAGUACAUGCUUGGAGAGCAGGAGUGAAUGCGGGUAAUCCGGAAGAAGCGAUUAAGGUAAAGAUUGAAGACAAGUACGGCGAAGAAAGCGUGUUUAGCCGAAUGCCUCUGUUCUCGCUUGGGAUAGAAGAAGGUUUGCGAAGAGAGGUUGUCGAGUGGAUCCUGGAUGUGCGUCCGAGCCAGGCAGGCGGGCCUCUCUUUCCUUCAUAUCCUAGCUCGAUUACCCUCUAA